Messenger RNA from Tremella mesenterica DSM 1558, 2418 nucleotides. RefSeq lists its product as uncharacterized. The record is from RefSeq and is a predicted model, not a curated record. Gene Ontology annotation, cellular component: mitochondrial inner membrane. Gene Ontology annotation, biological process: mitochondrion organization; lipid homeostasis. Bases 49 to 2139 code for a protein of 696 amino acids. The transcript is spliced from 4 exons. NCBI's taxonomy places the organism in Eukaryota, Fungi, Basidiomycota, Tremellomycetes, Tremellales, Tremellaceae.
GGCAAGACCACAGCGACGACGACGAAGGUGAAGACGUAGACAAGGGCUAUGAACAUAGUUGGGACGUCAAGAGCGGGUAUAUCACUCUACAGAUGGUCACUUCCGAGAAGAUUAGGACGACCGGAGCAUCGCUGUCGACCGACCAGAUUCACAUCCGGAUUUCAUGGAUCUACGAACACAGCUCGUACUAUAACCUCUAGUCCGCUGUUGAGACCGGUGAAACAGCUCCCACGACAUUCAUUUCGUCAUAUAUCUCGACAAAUCCCUCUCCUAUCCUCUCACAUCUAUCUGUCAACAUCUUAUCGCUCUCUUUUUAGCUCUUCAUCUCGUCAUGCGACCAUCUCCCUCCACCCUUCAUCGAUACCCUCCCCUCCCCUACCUGUAACUCGUAUCAGCAGACGUCUUAGACGUCUUCGACGUCUUCGUAACCUUCUCAUCCUUCUCAUUACUUGCACUAUCUUAUACGAAUCUUAUCCUCCCUUUCGACAUUCCUUACUAGCUCUUGUCCGUUGUGCUCGAUUGAUGGAAGCCGUCAUUCUCAACGUAUGGGAUUACAAACAAACCUUUGCAUUCGAAGAUUCCCUCACACCACUUGACUCUCUCACUGCAGAUCAACGUUCUGUCCGAAGACAAAGACGAAGAGAAUGUCAUCUCAGAUCUUCCAAACGUAUGCUUGAAGCACUUAAAAAGAAUUCUGGUAUUUACGUAAAACUAGGUCAACAUGUAGCUGCCGUUCAAGUUUUACCUCCUGAAUGGACAUCGACCAUGACACCAUUACAAGAUCAAUGUUUUCCCACUCCUAUCCCCGACGUGGAUCUCAUGUUGAAAAAAGAUUUAGGAAAAGGUAUAGAAGAUCUUUUCUCUGAAUUUGAUCCUAAUCCUAUCGGUGUCGCCUCUCUCGCUCAGGUACAUCGAGCCAUUGAUAAACGUUCCGGUAGAAGAGUAGCUGUCAAAUUACAACAUUCAGAUUUAGAAGAAUUCGCAAAGGUCGAUAUGGCUACAGUCAAUUUCGCUAUCAAUCUUGUCAGAUACGUUUUUCCAAAUUUUGAAUUCUCAUGGCUUGGAGAAGAAAUGAAUCAAAUGUUACCUCUUGAAAUGGAUUUCAGACAAGAAGCUAUCAAUGCUACUAGAACUAUUGAAAACUUUUCAGAAUUCAAAGGUAAAACGUCAUUAUAUAUCCCAGAGGUUUUAUGGGCAGAACGUAGAGUGUUAGUCAUGGAGUAUAUCGAUGGUAAAAGGGUGGAUGAUUUAGCAUAUUUGAAACAACAUAAAAUUGAUAGAAAUCAAGUUUCACAAGAACUUAGUAGAAUCUUUUCGAAAAUGGUUUAUAUCGAUGGAUUCUUUCAUGCAGAUCCACAUCAUGGGAAUCUGUUGGUGAGACCGAAAGCGAAGAAUUCGUCAAGUCCUUUCAAUUUCGAUGUGGUGUUGUUGGAUCAUGGCCAAUAUUUUGAUAUUCCUGAUGAUCUAAGAGUCAACUAUGCCAGAUUUUGGUUGAGUUUGUUGAAGAGAAGUUCGGAGGAGACAAGUAAGGAAAGGAGGAAAUAUGCCAGGUUGGUAGGGAAUAUUGACGAUGAGAUGUACCCCGUCCUGGAAUCAGCCAUCACAGGUCGUCUAAACCUCUCCGACCCCACCACCGCCGAUCCUUCUUCACGCCCUUCAUCCCUCCUUGACGAAAGAUCGAUGGAUGACAAGGAAAUCGCCAAGUUGCGCAAUGCGAUGAUGGAGAGAGAAGGUCUCAUAAUGGAGAUCUUCGAGUUAUUGAGGACUGUCCCGAGGAGGUUGUUGAUGAUUCUCAAAUUGUCAGAUUUGCAGAGAUCAUUGGACCAAUCACUAUCUACGACUCACGGUCAAAGUCGCAUAUUUCUCAUCAUAGCACAAUACUGUGCACAAGCCAUCUACCAAUCUGACCUUUCGCUCAUCCGUACUUCUUACAAUACCAACGGUCUCUCUUUUUCCCUUUUGGAGAAAUACGUGUCAACGAUAGGAUCUUACAUGUACUGGAAGACGACUUUCGGACUUGCAGAAUGGUUGAUGGAUGUCCGAGCCAGAUGGGUAAAAGUAGGUUUGUGGGUUCAUGGUUUGACCAGGGGAGGGUUUCGGGGAGCGGGUUUGGAAAUGGCUGGAUUGAGUGUUGGUUAGUAUCAUCUCUUCCAAGGUUUCACGACAUAACAGACGGACUUAUCAGAUCAUCAUGAUUAGUCGUAGCUUGUAAAAAUUGAUCCAGCAACAUAAACCGAGAGAAGAUGUAAAUGAUGAUGGGGUAGUGGUUGACAGUGGACGGGGGGAUGUUUUGUCGACGAAUGGAUAGAAAGUAGAAUGAUAGUUGAUAGUUGAUAGACUCAUGGGAAGAUCUCCCACAGGGGGGAAUCAGAUAGCAAUAGAGGUUUUUGGGUAUUUAGACAUGGAUCCUUGCAUUUG